UUACUCACCCUUUGCCUAUAAAAGGCUUCUGUCUUAUGCAAAGAAUGAUACGAAUAAAAUUGCAGAGGUUUUUCCUCUGUUUCCUCCAUCUCUUUUCUCUCAUCAAUUUCUCUCCAAUUUAUAACACGUUAUCAGCACGACUCUAACCAACUGAGUUGAAGUUCUCUCAACAGCAAUUUAAUUUCAAUUCCUCUUUCAAAUGCAUAUUGCUCUCUGCUGGACUCUGAUUCUCCACUCUCUUUUUCUCGUUCUGGAGCUUCUCCACAACUUCACUUACCGCCGUUUCAAUUACCACCCACUCAGAGAAAUAGACAACACAUUCAGCAGCAGUCUUAGUCCCAGGCUCAGGCUCAGUCUAACCCAAUGGUCCAGAACAGAGUGAGAAGCAACGCUCUCACCACUCGGCCUCUGGGUUUGUCGCCAUCUGCAUGGCCUCCUCUGCAACAACAGUACCAGAAAAAUGGGUCUGGCAUAAGAACUGUUUUCCUUGGAACCCAAAAUGCUGGUGCCAAAAGGGAGUGCGCUGGAACUGGCGUCUUCUUACCUCGCCAAAUCGGCACCCAAUCUGAAACGAGCAAGAAGACCGGUUGCUCGAUAGUUCUCGUUCCAGCUAGAGUUGUGCAGGCACUGAAGCUGCUGGGAGAGUCGAAGUCGAGCUGGAGGACUGACGAGGAGGUAAUGUCAAUAUACGAAGGGUGGCUGGCCAAGCACGGCAAAGCCUACAACGGAUUGGGGGAGAAGGAGAGACGGUUCCAGAUCUUCAAGGACAACCUCAGCUACAAGCUCGGUCUGAACUCUCUGCUUCAUCGGCGAACCGGUCCAAUUUCCUGGGCACCAAGACCCGUGCUCAGAAGAGGAGGCUCUCCAAACUAGUCAUGCUGCACCAGAAUUUAGCCGAAGAAUUGCAUCUUUAGCAGGGAAUUCUGAAGCAAAUGCAGGUGGAGAGGGCAUGUUGCCCAACAUCACGUGACUGGCCUUUGCAGGUUCAACCGGACCAAGUUCUACCUCACUGUUAACAAAAUCUUAAGUCUGCCUUUGCAAUCCCUCGUCGUCGGAGCGACCUCUCUUCAAGACCUUGAGCGCGGCCUCCCUGCUCUUCUCGACCUUUCCGACCGCGAUCUCUACGCUCUCCAUGAUCUCUACGCUCUUCUGGUAAAUGGCUGACCCAUGAACUCAUAAGAUCAAGAAUCUCUGAGUUAGGCCUCAACUUUUGUCUGUAGAGAUUGGUUAAUGUGGAAAUGAAGCCAUCAUCAACAUGGGUCACAAAGCGUGGAUAAGCGUAUAAAUCUAUGUCCAGGUUUUGAAUUUUGCGCUUGAUGGCCUCAGAUUUCUUCAGUAAAUUCUAUUCAGCAGCUCGGCUGCCUCUUUGCUUGGAAGAGCUCAGCUGCUUUGGUGAGCUUGUGGUGUGGGUCAUGUGGACCUGUGUGGUUGGUUGGCAAUCAAACUAAAAAAAAAAAAAAACAAAACAAAACAAAACAAAACAAAAGAUGAAGCAGUCUGCGCUGGACAUGAGUCAGCACCAGAACACAAGCCUGUGAUUGCGGAUAGGAACAUUUCCUAUGUUAACAUGAAAGCCACAAGAAGGGCCCACACCAUAGGUUUCUCCCACUACAACAAGCUCAGCAACCGGAUCUUCAAUUUCAACCAAAGGGUCAACGCAAGACUGGUGGAGCAUGUGGUGGACAUGCGAGGUACCUAACUUUUGCCUACCUAACCAGCAUUUCACAAUACAGAUAAUUGUCUUUACUUUAUCUAUUCUGCAAUUAUUAUUUACUGUAUGGUGUAA
Prunus dulcis (almond) is the source of this 1786-nucleotide messenger RNA. RefSeq lists its product as uncharacterized. The record is from RefSeq and is a predicted model, not a curated record. NCBI's taxonomy places the organism in Eukaryota, Viridiplantae, Streptophyta, Magnoliopsida, Rosales, Rosaceae. The coding region runs from base 364 to 873 and encodes 169 amino acids. The transcript has a single exon.